CUACAAAUGCAGAGAGUGCGGGAAAUGCUUUUCCCAGAGUCAACAACUUAUGAGACAUCAGCGAACCCAUACUGGAGAAAGGCCUCAUCAGUGUUUGGAAUGUGGCAAAUCGUUUGCUGUAAAGGCAAGCCUUGUGAUUCAUCAGAGACUUCACACAGGAGAGAAACCUUAUAAAUGCUGGGAGUGUGGGAAAUGUUUUGCUCAGCAUUCAAAUCUCGCAAUCCAUCAGAGAACCCAUACAGGAGAGAGACCCUACAAAUGUGUUGAGUGUCGGAUGUGCUUUCGCCAGAAGCAACACCUUCAGAGACACCAGAGAGGCCACACGGGAGAAAAGCCAUACAAAUGUUUGGAAUGUGGGAAAUGUUUUGCUGGCAAGUCAGAUCGUGAUGUACACAAUAGAAUACAUACAGGGGUGAGGCCGUAUGAAUAUCCCAACUGA
Molecule: messenger RNA, 439 nt
Organism: Elgaria multicarinata webbii
Lineage: Eukaryota; Metazoa; Chordata; Lepidosauria; Squamata; Anguidae
Product: zinc finger protein 25-like
Exons: 3
Coding region: 50-439 (129 amino acids)
Biological process (GO): regulation of transcription by RNA polymerase II
Cellular component (GO): nucleus
Molecular function (GO): DNA-binding transcription factor activity, RNA polymerase II-specific; RNA polymerase II cis-regulatory region sequence-specific DNA binding
Source: RefSeq, a predicted model, not a curated record